Molecule: messenger RNA, 420 nt
Organism: Microtus ochrogaster (prairie vole)
Lineage: Eukaryota; Metazoa; Chordata; Mammalia; Rodentia; Cricetidae
Exons: 2
Coding region: 1-420 (139 amino acids)
Source: RefSeq, a predicted model, not a curated record
AUGGCGCCGGGGGCGGUGCGGAGCGGAGCCCGGGAGGCCAGCAACCGGCGCGGCGCAAUCGGGGGCGGCACCCGGGGGCCAGGCCCACGGGGGCACGGGCGACAGGCGCCGGGGAGCGCUGUCUGCGACGCGGGGGACACGGUGGCUCGGUGCCGAGUGGGGGCCACCCGGGAUGCGAGCCCCGGAGCUCGGUUUCGAGAUCCCGGCCCCGCGCGGCCCCUUACCCGCACCAGCUCAGCGGCCACCGCUUCGGUCCAGCGCAGCCUCUCAACCCGGAACCAGCCGAGCCGAGCUGCAAGGCGCCCCGGCUCCCUCUCCGCCCCCGCGGGCGGGACCCGAGCCGCUCCGCCCCCGCGGCGGGCGGGGGAGGGGCGGGGCCUCCAAGCUCCAGAUCCCGCCUGGCCUUCCCUGUGUUUCUGA